ACCAGCAGCCUUUAAAUGAUGUGACAGCAGCUGCAGAGAGACAUUCACCAACCAGACUCAAGACUUUACACACAGAGGAAGAAACAAGGAAGAAGAAACAGAGAUGGGACGACUCGGUUUACUCGUCUGUGUCGGUGUGAUUUUUGUGGCUUCGGCUGUGAGCGUAGUGAUCGACCCGAGGGGAGCUCGGCCGGUGGAGCAGGGCACCAGAGGCGAUAAAUGCGCAACUCAGAAGGAAUGGCCUUUCUGCACAUCUGAUGAAUGGGGCUCUAAAUGUCCUUCGGGAUGCAGGAUUCAGGGUCUGUUGGAUAAAUACGACCACAGCCAGCUGAGGAGGAUCGAGAAGAUCCGCAACCUCCUGGAUCAGAACAAAGCCAAGCACCGCUCUGCAGACCAGGUGUCCAAGCAGACCUACGAGUACCUGAAGGAGAAACUCAUCGUGGACUCUGGUAAUGACAACAGCUACUUCGACUUGGCCCAGAAUCUGCGUCAGAGAAUCAUCGACAUGAAGAUCAAGAUCGACAGACAGCUGAGGGUCCUGGGCGCUCUGAAGGAACGUGUCAGAGACCAAGUGGUCGAGAUGCAGAGGCUGGAGGUGGACAUCGACAUUAAGCUCCGCUCCUGCAAAGGAUCCUGCAAGAGCUACGCCGAGUACGAGGUGGACCGGGAGAGCUAUGUGGAGCUGAACAAACAGGUUGACCAGCUGGCUGCUCAUGAUGCUCAGAGCGUCGAGACUGUGAGCUCACUUUAUGUGAUGAAGAGCAGGCCGCUGCAGGGUGUGCUUGUGGACCCCAAAUACAAGUCCGGGAUCAGCGGUGUCAGCGUGGCAGGACAACAGAAAGAAGACUUGUUCCCUGAGGUGAAAACCGUCCAGUUGGUCCUAGAACAGGAAGGCUCCAGCUCAUCCCCAGCUACCAUUUCCAAGCAUCAAGGUACUUCCUCCAGUCAGUCUAGACACUCCUCAUCCUCCACGUCAUCCAUCACUGACAUUGGGGGAGGUGGUGGCGGCCCUUUCUUUGGCCCAGGCCCAGUACAACCACAGCCCGGUACAGGCCACUCGAUCACCAGAAUUGAGGGAGGCGGUGGCGACCAUUUCUUUGGCCCAGGCCCAGUACAACCACAGCCUGGUACAGGCCACACAACCACCAGAGUUGAGGCAGGGAGUAGCGGCCAUUACUUUGGCCCAGGCCCAGUACAAGUACAGCCCAGUACAAGCCACACGACCACCAGAACCACCUGCACCAAGACCGUCAGGAGGACCGUCGUCCACACAAAGGAUGGGCCAGUGGAAAGGACAGAGGAAGUGAUGGGCGGAGGCCCUGAGUGCCAGGGGUUAGACCUCACUAAAGGAGGAAUGGGCUCCUUCUUCCCCAGCCUCAGCCACGUGUCCACCUCCUCUUCCUCUUCCUCUUCCUCUUCCUCUUUGAGCCACACCGGUGGUACCAAGGGAAGCCUCUUUGGAGAUCACAAAUCUGGGUUUGGGGAUCCAUUUGCCUCAGACUUCGCCGCAUUCAGGACGGCCAACACAGAAGAUGAUAUUCCCGAUUUCCACGCCCGGAGUGUGAAGAGCUCACGUUUUGAGCGGCACGCCGAUUAUGUAGGAAAAGAUUGCGUUGAAGCCUACCAGAACCACCUGAAUGGGGAAACGAACGGCCUGUUUAAGAUCAAACCCGGCGGCACGGACUCCACAGAGGUAGUGGAGGUUUACUGCCGGCAGGAAGGGUUAAUGGGUGGGUGGUUGUUAGUACAGCAAAGAGAGAGUGGUGUGCUCAGCUUCAAUCGCACCUGGGCUGAAUAUCGCAAAGGGUUUGGCUCAGUCGAUGCGCAGGGCAAGGGGGAGUUCUGGCUGGGUAACCAGAACCUCCAUCUACUGACUAAUCAGGGUGAGACUAUGUUGAAGGUGGAAUUAGAGGAUUGGGAAGGGGGCGUAGCCAGUGCUGAAUACAUUGUCAGGGUUGGUUCAGAGGAGGAAGGGUACCCGCUGCAUGUUUCCGGUUACACUGGGGAUGCCGGCGAUGCUCUGAUAAUGUCUAAGUCUGAUAUGGCUUCUUACCUGUCUCAUAACGGCAUGAAAUUCAGCACCUUUGACAGUGACAAUGAUAAGUGGGAGGAGAAUUGCGCGGAAAUGUAUGGGGGCGGGUGGUGGUACAACAACUGCCAGUCAGCUAACUUGAAUGGGAUGUAUUACAAAGGCUCAUACGACCCAGAGAAAAAUACGCCAUAUGAGAUUGAAAACGGAGUUGUCUGGGUCACAUACAAACCGGCCACUUAUAGCCUGAAAACUGUGAGAAUGUUUAUCCGAUCGGCUGCUUUUUAAUAGGAAGCAGAGAAGGGGAAAAUCAAGGAAAAACCUUUUUGCCAGACACAAUAAAGAAGAGAAUAUAUUAAGAGCCCAUUACAACAUGCUGAACCUAAGGAUGAAUAAAUAUUUGAGGACAAAGGUCUGAAGUGGUUUACGGCCUUUCAGACCUUGCAGACUGUUGAUCUGUUCGUAAAUCAUUAUGGGAUUUCAAAACCAUGUCAAACAGAGCCAGUGUGCUAACAUGUAUUUUUGUUAAGUCUAAUUUUUUUUCCACACUUUGUGUAAACGUCAUUGACCUGCUUGCUAUCGUUAUCUAACCAGUCUUCCUCCGUGUUGUCCCUGUUGCUCAACUCUGUACAAAGCAAUGACUGAACUCUGCUCAAUCAAUAAAGAUUAAAUGUUCACUUCA
Scomber japonicus (chub mackerel) is the source of this 2711-nucleotide messenger RNA. It is a transcript of the gene fga, whose product is annotated as fibrinogen alpha chain. The record is from RefSeq and is a predicted model, not a curated record. The coding region runs from base 104 to 2317 and encodes 737 amino acids. The transcript is spliced from 8 exons. NCBI's taxonomy places the organism in Eukaryota, Metazoa, Chordata, Actinopteri, Scombriformes, Scombridae. Gene Ontology annotation, biological process: protein polymerization; platelet activation; blood coagulation. Gene Ontology annotation, cellular component: fibrinogen complex. Gene Ontology annotation, molecular function: signaling receptor binding.